Trichobilharzia szidati is the source of this 9291-nucleotide messenger RNA. The record is from the annotation of a GenBank genome assembly. Lineage: Eukaryota; Metazoa; Platyhelminthes; Trematoda; Strigeidida; Schistosomatidae.
GUGUGUCUUUCGCAAAUAGCCAUACAUUCGAAAUUAUACGUUGCAGGCGCGUCUUUCAGUUCGUUAGUGUGUUGUGCUGAUUUCUCAAUAUAUUUCCCAAUGAAUAACUAAGAGUACUACCAAUAUUCGGCUUGAAAAUAAAAUGCACAUAAAGAGGAAACUAAGACGCUACAUAAGCAAUAUAAUCAGCUUCACUAACUCUCGUACUAGGAAUGCUCUACGUGAUCGAUCAGCAGAUUUUUACGAGUAAUGAACACCUGUUUCAAUUUCCGGAUCCUGAUUGGUUUUGACGUUUUCAUCUGCAUCCAUAUAUAUAAACUUAUUUACCUUAUUUUAUUUCACUUGGUUUUUCUCUUGAUAUCCAGUUAAUGAAGUCACAGAAGAGUUAGUCGAUCUCAUGCGUAAAGUUUGGUUACCGAUUAUUGGUCCAGAUUAUGACAUCAUAGUUUUACAUGUACAUAAGCCUCGGGGAGUUACAAAUUUAGGUAUGAGUUUAGAAGGUAUAACUUAUAUAUCGGAGCCAGCUUUCGACAAUACUACUAAUAGUUACAAUCGAUCUCAAACAACAGCUACAAGUAAUGGUCAUUUGAGAACUAUGUCUACUCCAGUGAGUCAUCAUGUGAUGUCGAAUGGUGUAGACCAGCAAAAUGAACAAAAUAAACCAUCACGUCAUUUUGUGCAAUAUAUUGUUCCAGAGGGAUUAAUUGGUAGUUUAGGUGUUGUACAGACAGGUGAUGAACUACUUCAGGCAAAUGGUCAUCGUAUUCAUGGGACAUCGUAUACAAGUACUCUUCGAUAUUUACGCAGUUUACCGUCAAGAAUUCAGUUAGUAUUUGGACGUAGAAAGCCUACUUGUACACACGAGGAUGAAAAUAAUGCUGGUUUAAACUUUUCUGCAGACAGUAAUCCACUGAUCGACUGUACAGAUGAACCGCCUCUUGAAGUUGUCGCUAGUGAAAUUGGUUCUGUUGAUACUGCUCCAUCGAUAAGAAUGAUCAAUUCAUACGAUGUGCCUGAUCGUGCUGUUGCUUAUUCCGGACCGGUAUCACCAACAUCAGCGCAUAGACGUGUUACUGAGUGGAUAAGAAAAUCUCAAGGUGACUUGAGUAACACAGCGCCUCAUUUAUCUUCACCUGAAUCUGUAUCCAUGUAUGAACAGAGUAAUACCACCAGAUCAGAAAAAGCUUCAUCAUAUAAUUUUGAACCUCUAAAUUCUCAUACAUAUGAUCCACGGCGUAAUUAUGUGAAUGUAAAUCCUACUGACGGUGUACUAUUUCCAAUGAAUGCAUCAACAAUGGAUAACACUCGUAAAUAUUCGUUACCAAAUACGCUUAGAUCAACAAAACUACAACAGAUGAAAUCAAAUACUCUAGGACGUUUACCAACAUCAAAUACUAGUCGGAGAUUCACUGAACCAGGACCUGUUGUACAACAAUACAAUCAACGUCGAUACCAAACUCUACCUCAUAAUCGUCGUCUGCACCGAAUAGAUCCGCGUUAUGGUUUUAAACGACCUUCUUGGUCUUCAGUGCCUUUGGUUAUUCAGUUGAAUAAAUCAUCUCAAGGAUUUGGAUUCAGUAUAGCGGAAUAUGAGGAAUUACCUGUAACCGAUUUGGAGGGUAAGACAUCCUCUCGUAAAGCAUAUACCUUGGAUCGUAAAAACACCUCAAGUACACUGGAUUCGGAUCGUCAGUCAUUCCGGUCUUAUCGUACAAGUGUGACAUCAUCACCAAAUAGAAAUUAUAAAUCUUCCAGCAGCCUGAAAAGACGUUCAACAUGGUCUAGUCGAUCUAAAAAAACACAUGGUAUCUUAUUGAUUGAUAGUUUAACCCCAGGAGGUGUAGCUCAAUUAGAUGGACGUAUAUCAAUUGGUGAUCGUUUACUAUUUGUAAAUGAUAGAAAUCUAAUGAAAUCGAGUGUACGCGAAGCGGCUAACACACUAAAAUCAUUGCCUAACGGACCAUGUUUAAUUGGAAUUGCUAAAAUGCAACUAGAGCCGAAUGAAACAGAUGUCCCACUACAAGAACCACCCUAUCAAUUGCAAUCUACCACUGGUGUGUUUAGACCAUCUGUAAUCGGUGUAUUCCCGGAAGUUGAUGAAGUCAGAAAAUCGAAUUCUUGCUCAAAUUUCGCUUAUCCAUUGCGUGUGAAUACGGGUAAUGCCAAUGAUGACAAUAGCACGGUUGUGUCUCUGCAUGGUAUACACUCGUUAUUGCCUUAUCUAGACGUUGUUAAUGCCGAAAAUAAGCGUAGUUUUUUCAGUUUAGCUGUCCAUUCAUCAUAUCCUUGCUUACACACACCUCUGCAUGUGUAUACAGCUAAAUUGAAUGAUGAUAGAAUUAUUUUCAGUGAUACAACAGUGUGCAGAAAUACACAUCCGAGGUCACCAGGACACAAAUUGCAACAAGAAGAAGAAGAACCUCAACAAGGAUAUUCUCGACCUCGAUCACCGACACCAAAUCAUAUGGAUGCUUCUUAUUCACUAACAAGUGAUAACCUUCCAGGUCUACACUACAAGUGUAAAAGUUACAGUUGUGUUGAACAGUUGAAUAAUUCUUUACUAAUGAAUAGUAUUCAACACCACGAUCACCAACAUCCAGGCUGUAGUACAUUGUCGGAGUGUAAACAACAAUGCUUUUUUUCACCUGUUGACAAAUCCUCACUAAAUAACACUGUCAGUCAAUUAGCACUUCACUUUGUCCAUGAAAUUGUCAAUGAAGCAAUGAGACAAUUGCUAAAUGAAAUAUUCGAUCCGAAUGUACUAUUGAAUUCUGAUGUUAGUCCGUACAUUCCGUUAGCGGGACCAGAACCAUCAAUAUCUCAACCCUUCUCUUCAUCAUUAUCAUCGUUAAUAGGGACAGGAACCACAGCCACUUGGACAACAACACAGUCAAUAAGUUCUGGCUUUGUUGCGUCUUGUUCAAAUGCUGCUGCUAAUGAUAACAGGAUAUGUAGUGAUGGCGUUGUUCUUCAUAGUAGUAAUUCCGCUACUUCUAUAUCAUCUUUAAUUUCAAAAUGCAGUAAUCACACAUCCGCUACUUCAACUACUAAUACAACUACUACGAAUAACACUAAUACAAGUAAUAACACACAGUAUUUAGCCUAUAAACUAGUAAGUCAGUCGAUAUUGAAAGCUUUAAAACUCUUAGAAUCGAAUACUAAUAAUAAUAGUGCAGUAUCGAUAUGUUCUGGAAUGCACCAAUCUGAAUGCCCACGUCACAGCAUUGGGAAUCAGGAAUCUGGUCUGUGUUCUUCUACCAUCACCAUGGCAGAUAGUUAUCGUAAUGACGGUGACAAAGAUGGUUCUAAUGAUGAUGACGUCGCCGCGACUGCCUCAUCCAACGAUGAGGAUGAUGUUGAAGAGGAUCUCAAUACAGAGUGUGAUUUAUCUACAAAUUCGACAAUAUCUUUAUCCUCUUAUAUUCAUCCAAAAGUGAUGUCUUCAUCUAUUGAAUCGGAUCGUGUUGAUUAUCAUCGUCAUAAUUACUCUAAAUUAACUGAACCUAUGGAAAAUGAUAAGCCAUCCUUUACAAAUUCUUCCAAUGAACUAUUUUAUUCAUCCACAGUAUCUUCUCUUCAUCAACGGCAAGACGAUAACAGUUGUGAUGCAUUUCACCAAAACUUCCCAGUGAAAAAGAAUUAUGCCAAAGUUGGUAUCAAGGAUGGUUUCAAUGUUGUUACUGGAAUCGAAGACUUGGCUUUAGAUUUUUAUACAUUACCAUUGCUUUGUCCAAAUCCAGAACUGCAUGCUCCUGAUUUACAAUAUGUUACUCCAGUUGAUCCAAGUUUAGAAGUAUCUAAGAGUUUGGAACGUGGAACUUUGCCUAUUGGCUUAAAACUGGAUGCUUUGGCCUGUCAAGGUCAAGAUGGCUGUCGGGUUCUACAGGUACUGGGUGGUGGUGCUGUUGCUCGUGACCAACUCCUAGUUACAAAUGAUUAUGUGACAAGUAUGAAUGGUCAUAGUAUGCGACAUUUGGAUAAUUUAAAAGCCUUUGAAAUCUUACAUUCAUUAUCACAGAAUUCAACUAUAAUUGACAUAAAUUAUUUACCUGCUUCUGUUGUUGAAUCUCAUCGAAUCGAGUGUUUAUCUAAAGCAAUGAAUCCACUGAAUGAAAAAAGUUCUAUGCCAUAUUUGUCUAUUAUUCAACCUACGCAUUGGUCUGUUCCUAUUGAAAUUGUGCUUCAUCGAUCAGACACUAGUCAAGCAUGGGGUCUAGUUGCAUCUGGGUCUGAAAUCUGUGCGAGUAGGAAUUACCUUCCACCAGGGAAUAUAGAUAAUCCGAGUAUUAUUUCGAAAAUUCUACCCAAUAGUAUUGCGAAAAAUUGUAAACUUCUUAAUUGUGGUUUGUUAAUAUUACAAAUACAAGGCAAUGAUGUCGCUUCAAAAGGUCCAGUUUAUGUUAAUUCUUACCUACAACACCUUUCAAAUCAAUCAGAUCUACGUGAACUUCGAUUGGUUGUAUGUCACUAUGAUGAUGACGAUGAUGAUAAUACUGAUAAUCGAGUUGAUAUCAAGAAUAAUUCCAACAUAGAUCCAAUGGAUAAAAGUCAGUUACCAAAUGGUUUAGAUAUUAUGGCUGCAUCUGUUAAAAUGUCCUCAGUACCACCACCAGGUGGUAGUGAUAACCAGUUUUUACAAAAGAAAAGUAGUACUGUUGUCCAAUCAGGUAUCUCACCAAGUUCUAGUGAUAUGGAGAAUCCUGAACCAUUGACUGAUAUGGAGUUACGUGAUGAAAUGAAUGUUUUAUCCCGAGAAAUACCAUCAUUAGAUCUUCAUAACUCAUCAUCAGAUUCCCAGAACAACAACUAUUCACAUAGAACAAAUGAAUCAAGACAGAGAAGUGGUAAUAUCAGUAAUAAUGAUAAUAAUAAUAGUAAUCAGUGUCCACUAUCUAAAGUCUCCUCGCCAAUUGUUAAAGAUGACGAUGAUCAAGUUUCAACAAAAUUACAGAAUGGUUGGUGGAAUAACUCACCUCCUGCUAUACCGCCGCGUCGAUCCUCAGUGACACCUAGACGGCAGUCUUUUGGAAGUAUAAAAUCAGUGAAUUAUGAUAAACAGUAUUCACGUAAUGAUCAGGAUAAGAUACUGGUCAUGCGUAUACCGCUACCAUACUCUAAACUGAACAAUAGUAAUAACAAUAUUACUUAUAGUGAUGAUAUUGAAGGAACAUUUAAUCUGGGCAUACAUUUAAUCACUUGUCGAACUAAUGAAACUACUAUGGCUAAUUUCAUCUCAGAAUUUCAACCGAAUUCAUUUGUGGUGCAUCAUAAUAAUACUGCUGUUGAUGCUGAUAAUAGUCUUCAAAUUGGAGAUGAAAUUGUCCACGUGGAAGAUAUCAGUGUUUGUGGUAUGCAUCAGUCAACUGUACAACAAAUCAUCCAGUCGAAGAUUAGUCAAAUACUACUCAUGGCCUCGGUGAAUGACGUUAAGAGCAACAAUAAUAAUAACAAUGAUAUGGAUAAUAAUUAUAUAAAUAAUGCUGAUCCUUCCUCAGUUCUUUCUAAAACAAAACCUUUUAUCUCCUUGAUUAUUCGGCGGAAUCCAAUGAAUUUGUCGAUUAUGGCAACUAAUUCACAAAUAUCAUCUCCUUCAUCACCUAUAAAAGUGAUAAGUAAAUUACCUGAAGAUUAUUCUCCAUCGAGUGAAAAUCACAUCAUUUCUAAUCCAACUUCAGAUAUACUGUCUUCAGCAUCAUCAGAUUUACUUCCAACAGGUUCCAAACCAAUCCCACAUUCAUUUUUAAAACAAAUUAUGCUUGAAUUGAAAGAAGACUUCAAUAAGCUUCAAUUAUUCGAUAUUAUUUUGGAGAGAGGCCCUGAUGGUUUUGGCAUUUUCAUUGUAAAUCUGGGUCCAAACAAUGAGUCUGGUGUAUUUGUUACUGAAAUUCGUCCAAACAGUCCUGCCUUUCUGCAGGGUGUACUGAAACCUCACGAUCGUAUUCUAGCCAUUAAUGGUCACCUACAAUAUGAUUAUGAGAAAACACUUGAAUUAUUACAACAGUCGAGAAAGUCUGUUCGUCUGACAAUCGGUAGGCAAAUAAAUGAUAAGCUAAUCAAUUCAACACAACUUGACCCAACAAGAACUUCUGACCAGUCCAGCGGUGGUGAUAAUGGGGAUAAAGAUGCAAAAAAGAAUGAACUGAAACAAGCUAAAUUGUCGAUUGUCCCUGGGAUUCCAGCUACGGUUACAUUGUAUAAAAAUUGUGGUGGUCUUGGCUUUUCAAUUGUCGGUGGAAGUGAUACAGUUCUGGGUAACAUCUUAAUACAUGAAAUACACACUAAUGGGGCUGCUGCUUAUGACGGUCGACUUCAAGUUGGUGAUCGUUUAUUAGCUGCCAAUGGGAUUGAUCUUCGUGAAGCUACUCAAAAAGAUGCGACAAAAAUUAUACGUGCAGCUGGUGAUUGUAUUCAGUUAUUGGUUUAUCGAGAUCCUGAACCACAAUAUUUAAAUCAAGGUGUAUUCGAGUGUCAUAAUGUUACAUUGAGACGUGAUAUGCCUGGACAAAGUUUCGGUUUAUCGUUAAUCGAUCGACCGCAUUAUUCAACUGGUACGGCAAUUGGUGGCAUUACUGAGAAUAGUCCUGCAGCUCGAUCGAAUUUGCUGGAAGUUGGUGAUAUUAUCUUGGAAAUUAACGGUUGGGAUAUGCGAUUAGCCAAAUCAGAUGAAGUUGUCAAUCUGUUGAAGAAUGCUCCUAGUGAAGUGAAAUUAUUGAUUGGACGGCAUAAAACUGCACCAACUCGUCAUGCCUAUCCAAGAAAUCGAUUACAUGUUUAUGUCGUUGUGUUGGAACGUCGUCAAUGUCAGUCAGAGGGUAUAAAUGCUCCUUGUGGAGCAGCAGCAGCAGGAGUAUUGCCGAUUCUUUCAUCAAAUGAUCAAAGAGAAGUUACUGGCGUCACUGAUGAUGUUGUUGCUGCUGCUGAUGAUGACGAUAUAGCUAUGGCAGCAUUCGGUCUACGUGUACGUAAAGCAAAUCAACAAGAAUUAUGGGAUUCUCAUAGUCGACUGAUUGUAGAGAGUAUACAACCAUGUAGUCCAGCUGAUCGCUCUGGCAUGAUUAUGCCUGGUGAUCGUCUAUUAACAAUAGAUCGUGAGCCAGUGGAUUGGUUGAAUCCAAGUGAAGUUGUUCAAUUAUUGUCUACUUUACCAUACUGUACAAUUGAAUUAGGUCGUCUACCGUAUACGAAUCCCUUGGCAAUUGUUAAAAAUCAUAAUCAUACACUUAAGAAGAAGAACACUACUACUAUUACUAAUGGUGCCAACGAAAAUCCUUCAUCAUUACCAUCAUCUCUGUCACAACAACUUCAUCAGUCAGAAGAGUAUGACAUUUGUCCACCAUAUCCACCUCCAUCAGAAGAAUUACCAGCCUUAUUCGGUGGCAUUAUGCCGUAUAUUGAACCACCAGCUUUUAUACGUGAUAUGGAUACAGUACCGGAACAACAAGAUGAUGAAGAGGAGGAGAACAAGGAUAAACGAAGUAGGACUAAUCAACUUGGCUUUGAGAAAUUCACUGAAACAUUGAAUAAUAACAAUAAUAUAAUAUCAACAGGACAUGAAAACCCGUUGACAAAUACUAAUAGUAGAACUACUACUACUACUAUAAUCCUUAUCAGAAAGAACAGAUCGACAAAUCGAUUGACAACCAUAAAUCCGCUUCUCUGACUAAAGAUGAAAUUGACAAAGCCUUAGAAUUAACUGAAAGAUUUAAUGGGGGAUUUUAUGUUCGACAAAUCUAUCUACCAAUAGCCCCUGUGUUAACAAAUGAUGAUAAUGUCACAACGCAGAAUCGUUUAGGCCUACGAUUAAUUGAUGGUCCAGGUGUAAGUGGACCCGUAGUUGUACGCAUUGAACCUAACUCAUGUGCAUCUAGAACUGAUAUUCAAAUUGGUGAUCGCAUUCUCGGGUUAGAUGAUAAAUUAUUACUAUCUUUAGGUCAUGGAAAUAAUUGUUCAGCUGAUAAUAUUCUAAGUACUAUUGAAAAUGUGUGGAUUACACGUUCAGUGAAUAAUAGUAGUGUUGGAGGUAGUGACUAUGAACAGAAUCCUUGUUGUUUAACAAUUAUCAGUAAUCGUAGUCUAACACCACCGAAACCGUUACCAUCCCCGCCGACGCCUCCACCCGCAUUAUCAACAGUGACGACAUUUUAUUCUCUUGGUGGCAAUAGUAGUGAGUACACAAAAGAAGACAAUACUGAACCACUGGUUGAAAAAAACCACAUUAUGAUGCUGAAGAUGACAUCACCCCUGAAACAAGCAAAUCAAGGUGAAGGUGCAGAUGGCGAUGCACAACUUGUGAAUGGUAGUCAUCAAAUUGUUACUCCUAUUUCUAGUACUACUACUAUUGACAAGAAUAAAAAUAUGAUGAAUUCUAUAAAUCUUGUCAAUCAUAAUAAUAAUAACAUGGCUAUUUCUUCUUCACCAUCUUGUGAUUCGUCAUCUAUGUUAUCUGAUUGUAUACAAUCGAAGAGGUUGAGUUUCAACUAUGCUCAACACAACGGGAAACAUCAUUCAAGCUUAAAUGAUGAAGUGUCAGAGGACUUUCCCCUCUCUAUCCAUAAUGAUGGUGGUGAUGAUCAUGCAUCUUUUGAACCAAACGAAGAUGUAAUCCAUCAUCUGCCGAAUAAAGAUCCUUUUUCAGAUAAUGCUGUUUGUCAUACUAUUAUCCCUGCGAAGUCUCCGACAUCCUUAAAAACGAUCUCAUCUCCGCUGUCAUCUAAUACGACAAUUUGAAGAUAAUAACAUAUAUCUAUUGGAUGACGGGAAAUGAAAUAAAAUUCAUUCUACAAGAUCUCAUAGUGAAAUGCAGAACAACUUUUCCUUGCUAAGAGUAUAUAACAAAACAAAUAUUACAACAUGUAUUCAACUGUGUGUAUUAUUACUCUAUUACUCAUUUAAACAUAGAAACUUAAUUUCUUAUUUAUGAUCAAUCUUUUUCUUUAUAACAUUGAAUAAAAUAUUUAAUAAUAACAAUGAAAAUAUACCCUGUGAUAUUCAAUAUGAUGAAUUGCAUAGUGUUACACAUUUCUCCUCCAUUUUUUAUUAUACAAUCCUCCAUUCCAUCCCAGGCCGCCAACACACACAUCAUAUAUAUUUAUAUUUUUAGUGAAUUCUAAUUUAGUAGUACUCACUCACUCAGUUGAUUGAUUCGGAUAUUUUAUGUACAUUUUUUCCUUCUAUCUUUGUCUUCCUCAUUUUUCUGUAUCACUCUGAUAUUUUUAUUUGCAAUCAGUCAGUAUUAUUGUUAUUAAUUCAUACAAUUUGAUUUCUUAGAUAAUAUACAUAUGUCUGUAUGAA